Pelmatolapia mariae (spotted tilapia) is the source of this 1167-nucleotide messenger RNA. RefSeq lists its product as uncharacterized. The record is from RefSeq and is a predicted model, not a curated record. NCBI's taxonomy places the organism in Eukaryota, Metazoa, Chordata, Actinopteri, Cichliformes, Cichlidae. The transcript has 2 exons. The coding region runs from base 47 to 856 and encodes 269 amino acids.
CGGAGGAAUGAGAUGUGGAGUGUUGCUAUGAGAGGGGUGGAUUUACAUGAAGGACAGCGCAGCAGAGACAAGUGGAGUGGAGGAGGGGGAGUCUCACACACUGGGACAAGAACAUGACUUGAAGAUGAGCUGUCCUCAGACUGAGUUUGAGGAGAAGGAAAGUCCUCCUCCGGAGGAGUUAGAGUGUAAAAUCUGUUAUCAGCGUUACAAUGUCCACCACCGGAAGCCUAAAAUCCUGGACUGCCUUCACCGGGUCUGUGCCCGUUGUCUCAUUAAAAUCCUGGAUAUUGCUGACAGUGCAGGUUGCAUCUCCUGCCCCUUUUGCCGACACCAAACUGAGAUCACUGAGCAGGAGAUUUCAGCCCUGCCUGAUGAUGUUAACAUCAUGUCCCACUUGGUGAUGCGGGACAAAUCCUGGAACUCCGACCAAAACAGGGAGGUGGUCUUGACUCCAAAGAGUUUCUCCUCCUCCAGCCCAUCUCGUGACUCAUCCAACUGCCUGGUAAUCACUAUAAUGGAGGUGCAGAGGGACUCACAACACUCUCCAAGCCAAAAUGGCAGCUCAGAUGUUUAUGCUGAGCAAAGCCUGGACUCAGUAUCUAUAGGCUCUAAUGGGCCAGCAGAUCAGGAUGCCUUGUCCAAGUUCUGUAAUCAUGUCCCACGCAUCCUGGUCUGGCUUCUGGGUUUCUUAUACUUUGGCUCACUUCCUCUUGGAAUCUACUUGCUGGUGAUUCAGAGAGUGACUCUGGGCAUUGUAUGUGUUAGCUUAGUGCCAUCAAGCCUGACAGUUUGCCUGGUCUAUGGAUUCUGCCAGUGCCUUUGUCAAGGCAUGUGUGACUGCUCUUCCAGAGGAUGAUGGGAUCCUGAAAACCGGUUGUCCUAGGAUAGGAAAGAGUCAGCCUGUGGGAGUAGAGGCCUCCAGGUAAAGAUGAUAUCCUCUCCUGCACAGGCAUAACAAGCUGAGCAGUCAGUUACCUUCAUGCAAAUAAAAGGCCAGUGGGACAAAAUAAGUCAGUUUCCAGUGAUGUGCUGUGCUUUUGUUAGACGUACUGCUUCAACGGAGACACCAGCUUGGUCAAGAGAAACAGAGCCAAUGGCAUGGUCUGUCAGCAGCCUAUACCGACUUUUCUGUGAUGCAUUUUUGUGACCUUUAUUUGUUAUGUGUUG